UUAGAAAAUAGAAACCCACGAACACAACCCGUCGAUUCCCGUCACCGCCUCCCACCUCCCUCCUCCCCGCGCCGAUGGGAUCCGGUCACCGUCUCGACCUCGUCCUCGUCCUCGUCCUCAUCCACCUCCUCUUCGGACCUCUCCCCACCCUCGCCCAUGGAGACGACGACGACGCCCACGCCUUCCUAUUCGACCCCACCCGCGUUAUCCAACUCUCAUGGCGCCCUAGGGCUUUUUUGUGCAAGGGAUUCCUCUCCGGCGACGAAUGCGACCACCUAAUCAAAUUGGCAAAAGGAAAGCUGGAGAAAUCAAUGGUGGCCGAUAAUGAGUCCGGGAAGAGCGUGAUGAGUGAGGUCCGCACAAGCUCAGGAAUGUUCCUUGAGAAGCACCAGGACGAAAUUGUUGCAAGAAUCGAAAAGAGGAUCGCUGCUUGGACAUUUCUUCCAGUAGAAAACGGCGAGUCGAUGCAAAUUCUACACUACGAGAAUGGUGAAAAAUAUGAGCCCCAUUUUGAUUAUUUUCACGACAAGGCAAAUCAAGUGCUUGGAGGUCACAGAGUCGCCACGGUUCUCAUGUACUUGUCUGAUGUCAUAAAGGGUGGGGAGACCAUUUUUCCUAAUGCGGAGAGUAAACUUACUCAGCACAAGGAUGACUCCUGGUCUGAUUGUUCAAGAAAUGGCUAUGCAGUAAAACCAAGAAAAGGCGAUGCUCUCCUCUUCUUCAGCCUUCACCCUGAUGCAACAACAGAUACCGACAGCCUGCACGGAAGCUGCCCUGUUAUAGAAGGCGAGAAGUGGUCUGCGACAAAGUGGAUUCACGUAAGAUCCUUCGAUAAGCCAGUGAGUGUAGAGAGGUCGGGCGAGGCAUGCGACGACGAGAACACCCUUUGCCCGCAGUGGGCUGCGGUGGGCGAGUGCGUGAAGAAUCCUCUUUAUAUGGUUGGAUCGAAAGAUUCACCUGGGUUUUGUAGGAAAAGCUGCAACGUCUGCGCGUUAUAGGCACGGAUUAACUUGUCGUCAUGUAAAUAACAUUUGAGUGUGGCAGAGAAAAGAAUGUUGGUUUCAGAAGCUAUUUAGGGAUUCUCUUGUGUGUCGACAAAGUUGUACUUCGAAUGGUAUUAGACAAUAAGAACCCUUUGAUGGGCAUAUUUACACUAUAAGCAUGUUUUAUAAUAAUUAAGCUGGUUCGCGAAGCAAAAA
Ananas comosus (pineapple) is the source of this 1199-nucleotide messenger RNA. Its product is annotated as probable prolyl 4-hydroxylase 6. Gene Ontology annotation, biological process: peptidyl-proline hydroxylation to 4-hydroxy-L-proline. The record is from RefSeq and is a predicted model, not a curated record. Gene Ontology annotation, cellular component: endoplasmic reticulum. The transcript has 7 exons. NCBI's taxonomy places the organism in Eukaryota, Viridiplantae, Streptophyta, Magnoliopsida, Poales, Bromeliaceae. Gene Ontology annotation, molecular function: iron ion binding; procollagen-proline 4-dioxygenase activity; L-ascorbic acid binding. Bases 75 to 998 code for a protein of 307 amino acids.